CAGAGGGCAGCCUGGCCCAGCCCCGAGAUCGCGCGUGUACACUUCUCCUUCGUCCUUCCCCGCCCCUGUCUGUUUUCGACGUCGCCCCUUUCGCUUCGGAAGCGUGAUCAGUGCAGGACGGAGCGGGAGCAGGAGAGCGGCGGUGGCCGCAGAGCUAGUGUGAACACAACUCGUAUCGACGGUUGCCGCUGCUGGCAUGAUGAUGGUCCGCAUCAGCCUGUUUCGGUUCGAGUGCUGGUCCAAAGAGUGACCAUCGACGAAACCGUCCCCAGGUCGUGUCAGUCAGACCCCCAUAAGUGAGAACAUCGAUCGGCGUGGGCGUACACGGAUGUCCUCUUGAUGGGAGAAGUCGGCGGCGAGAAGGUCUUGCCCCUCGGCUGCCGCUUCUCACGCAGUGCAAGUAGUGCCCGCGACAGUCGAUGUCCUCGCCUGCGGGGCCCCGGCUCGUGCACGGGAGCGGCCGGCGCGCGCUGCCGGGCAGCAUGGCUCGCCUGCGUGCCCCGGGGGCGCUGCUCGUGGCCUGCCUGGCGGCGGGGUGCCGGGCCGCGAACGAGACGGUGGGCUGCAACAUGGGCGCGUGCUACUUCAAGAGCGGCGUGGCCUCUUCCAGCCGAACACCGAGAUGCUGGGCACCACGAGCGAGCCGUCCAUGGAGGCUUGCCAGGCCCGGUGUGCCAGUACCAUCGACUGCAUGACCUUCACGUUCACGCUGGUGCCGGGCAAGCUGCCGAAGGUCGCCGGCGACUGCAGGCUGCAGAGCGCCAUGUCCUGGCACAGCAACGCCAGUCUGCCCGUGCUCUCUGGGCCAGCGAGGUUCCAGUCCUGCUGCACCGAGACCCCGCUGCUCGUGGACGCGAUGUUCACGUUCGGCGCCCCCGCCAUCAGCUUCCCCGCGGCGUCGAACCCGGGGGGCCGAUGCAUCCCCGGCGUGCGGAUGUACACGGAGAACGACAGGUUGCCGGGGGGGGGCUACGGCUGGCAGGAGGAUGCCGCCGCUAUGCACACUCGCUACCCGCAUGCGAAGACUCCCGUGUUUGUUCUGCGGGACGCGAACAAGAGCACGUCGCAGUAUUACGAGUGCUAUCAUACCCCGAUGUCGACGGACCAGCUUGUGGAGCGUAUGCCUCUGAUGAAGGGGGCCAUGUAUCACGAGUGGAGGCUUCAUGGUAUCACUGACGUCUACGCCAAGCGCCUCGCCGGCAUGUCGCUUCCAAACACCAGCAGGCUCUCGAAAGAAAAGUUAGACAAAUACAUCCAGAUUGGACUGAAUCUGACCGACAUGGCAGAUAAGACAUAUACACAGAAUUUGUCGGCCGCGCGUGAAGCCGUCCGUCGGGAUCUCCCUGGAUGGAAGCUCGUCGGAUACGCGAGUGUGAUGGGGAAAGCUGGGGAUCAGGAUGACGUUCUCCUUCUCCAAGACGAGGAAAGUGGAGAUUGCACUAUCAGCUUUGAGGGUUCUUUUGGCAUGCCUGAUUUAGGAUCGUUUGCUUCUGAUUAUGGUACAGGGUACUGCGGAUUCGAUGACGUGCACGUAGGCGUGCGAAACGAACUUUGGUACAUAACGGCCAAGCCAGGAAAGCCAAGUUGGGCGUCUGGUAUCAAGUCCAAGCUUCCAAAGUGCAGAAAGGUUAUAUGUGUCGGUCACUCUUUAGGAGGAGCUCUAUGUGAGCUCUUCACGCUCUGUGCAAACAGUAACCGAUUUGGAGACCCAGAUUUCAACAAGCUUGCGUGGAAGAAGGUGGAGCCCCAGCUGAUGCCCGAGGUGGACGAUUAUACAGAAAGGAUCGCCCGCCUUUGGAGCGUUGAGCGUGGCGAACCUGUUGCUCACAUCGCAUUACCUUACUGGGGAAUUGCUGCCCUUGCAUUGUCAAUGAUGUUGGCGAUGAUGCUUCCACGGACCCUGCACGCACGAACAGGUGACAAAGAGAUAAGCAUAAUUCAGGCUAAUGCAGGCUCCAGUGGCGCCAGCGAAGCUGACAGCACCGACGUAGAGGGGCAAUCGUAGGUAGAUCGACGCUAGACGAGCCACCAUGCAAAACAUACGAUCAGAAUCAUCAGGGCGUGGCUGUUGCCUCACAGAGUGCUAGCCUUCGUCGUAAGCCGACGCCGCGUCCGGCUCGUGCAUCGUCCGCCUAUCCGGCGAGGUCGUCCCUCCUCCUGUCGCAAAUCAUUACGACCGCCCUCCG
Messenger RNA from Prorocentrum cordatum, 2186 nucleotides. NCBI's taxonomy places the organism in Eukaryota, Dinophyceae, Prorocentrales, Prorocentraceae. The record is from the annotation of a GenBank genome assembly.